AUGGAUGUUGAUAAAACCCUUCAAGAUAAACUUCAACAAAUAACCUCUUUAUUCCCACAAAUAUCACAACGACUUAUCAACGAAGUAAUUCACAUAUGUUACCAAUCAACAAACAUUCCGAAUGUUGUGUUUCGCCUUGAAGAAUUUACACGAUCAAUAUGGCCAACGUACAGACCUAUUGUAAUUGACAUUAUUGAUUGCCUAUGUGACAAAACAAAUGAAACUGAUAUAUUUUUAACAUCACAAUUUAUUAAACAGUUUUCAUUUAGGUUACUUGAAAUUAUUACACUAGUGUCUAUGUGUAGAGACAUUCAGAAACAACAACUUUUAGCAACCAUUCGAAAAUGGAAAACAUUAAAAAUAUUUGAAAAUACAUUAUGUGAAGAAUUAGAGUCAUUGGUCUCUUCAUCAAUUUAUCAAAUCUCUAACUAUGUUCCAACUCAAAAGUUUGUUCCAAGUGCAAAUAAUUGUGUUAAUAAAAAAACAAAUACCUCAACAGAAAUUAUCAACAUCGACUCAUCUUCUGAUGAAAAGUCUUUAAAUCAACAAAUUAAUAAACAAUCUCUUUUACCAAAAUUUAGUAACUCAAAAAAUACUUUACUUCCGAAUACUAAUGAUAAUCUCACAAGAAAUACCUGCCACAAAAGAAAUAAGUUUGAGUCAUAUUAUUUUUCAAGAAGUCAUUCUCUUUCGACAAACCACUGUUAUUCUUCUCAAAGUUUUGACAGUAGAAAUUCGAGAAAUAGAUCUAGAGAGAGAUCAUAUUCUAGAAGUAGUUCAAGAGAUAAAGACUUUGGACUACUUCCUCGUUGGGAGAAUUCAAGAAAUUAUUACCAUUCAAGGUCUCUCAGUAGAUCAAGAAAAAGGAGUUCAAGAUCCUUUUCUAGAAGACAGAUAUCUCCUAGAAGGUAUAAUCGUUCAGAAAGAAGGCAUAGUUAUUCAGAUAGAAGAAGAAGUUUAUCAAAAAGAAGAAGUCUUUUUAAAGAUGAUAGAACUUACCCAUUUCCUGAGAUUAGUAUAAAAGAAGAUUCUGAACCAAAAACAAACCAAUUUAAUAAAACACCUUUCUAUCUAAAAACAAGUAGAGAAGACAAAAGACAAAGUCAACGAAAAAGAAUGAAUGAACUAGAGUUUCAGGCAUUUCAUGAAAUAAAAGAAGGUAGUAGUAGUAGUAGUAGUAAUAGUUAUGACAGUCCUUCUCCAAGAAAAGAAGACCAAGAUUUUUUUGAACGAUCAAGUGAAUUUCUUUGCCAUAAUAAUGUUAGUACUAAAGUAAUAACUAAUAAUGUAAAUAAAAUUAAUACAAAAAUGAUUCAAAAAGAAUUAGAUGAAAUUGUCUUACAACCUCCUAUUCUAGAAAAGAAAAAUGAAACAAAACUAAUUAAAACAAAUGUCGUCAUCUUUUGUGAUAUUCCGUCAUCAUGGAAAACUAAAGAAGAUGUGAUCAACACACUUGGAGGUUCAUCUAUAAAUUCAAUUGAAAUAAUACCAGAGCAUAGGUGUUGUUUUGUCUCAUUUGUUAGACAUGAUGAUGCAAUGAGGUUUAAAGUGUCACCAAUUCCUGGGUCAGGUGCGUGUUGGGGAAAAGAGGUAUGGAUGAAAAAUUAUAUAAUAAGAGAAGAUGGUGUUGUUGAAAUUCCUGUGAAAAUGAUUCCAAAAGAUGUUCAUAUAUUUAAGGAUGGUACAUAUGAAAUUUACUAA
This is a messenger RNA of Entamoeba dispar SAW760, 1701 nucleotides long. RefSeq lists its product as uncharacterized. The record is from RefSeq and is a predicted model, not a curated record. Bases 1 to 1701 code for a protein of 566 amino acids. The transcript is spliced from 3 exons. Lineage: Eukaryota; Evosea; Mastigamoebida; Endamoebidae.